GCCAGGGGCAGAGAGAGGUCACCCGGAUGGAAUUUAUAAAGCACCUUAGAAAGUCACUUAAGGGUUUUUUGCAUGGUUUUGUGCAUAGGUCAUCUUGCUAAAGUACAGUGACAUCAGAGAGAGGUGACAUCACACCCAGAAAAUCAUAUUUUAAUGGGAUUACAUUUAAAGUGACAUCACAGUGCAGUGAAUUCACGUAGUGAUAUGCCAGCACACUGUUAUGUCACGUGACAUCACAUUGUGCAAUAUCAGGCCACAGUGACAAGUGACUUCACACCACCACAGGUGUUGUGUAACAGUGAUGUCACUACACAGCAACAGCACCACAGUGACCUCAUGUCACUGCGCUGUGACAUCACACCUACUGACAAUGCAUUAUGACUGUGACCUCGUGUCCCGGAGCAAUCACACAACGCACAUUGCAUGAAGUUGCACACUCAGCAAUGACAUCACAACACAGUGAUGCUAUCACAUCACACUGCCCUCAUCUCACAUCACAGUGAUGUCACAGUCACGCUUGGGGACCCUUUGCUAGCUCUUUGUAUCGCACCGCAUCCUAGUGAGAUCACACUCCAUGGGUCUUGGGAAUGGGUGGCGGGGGAUCUGACCGGGCAGACUGCCUGGCAAUGUUUAGGGAGUAUGUCCGUGCCCAGGUAAAUUUUGAGAAGGAACACAUGCCGUCCACAGUGACCAUAGAGGCAUCCUGGGAACGAUGAGCUCUGUGGGUGGUUAGUGCCAUUAUUGACAGAGGUGGAAACAUUUCAGUUUAAUAUCAUUUGUCUUUUAGUAGUGUAGUAAUUAUGUUAGUCACUGGUUUGUAUAUAUUGUAACACUGAAUUUGCGGUAUUUUGUUUAAAAAAGUGACAUCACAUUGCACAAAUGACAUCAUAAUGUAUCAUGCAAGAAUGACCACAGACCUCGUGGGAAUAAGAUGAAGUAUUUUUUGUGAUUUUAAAGAGGAAAAAAGAAUCCUUCUCCUCACUUCAGCACAAUUCUCGUCUCUGAGGCACUGUGUAGCUGCCUCAGGGUCUUGUGAAGAUGUGUAAAGUCGACUUUUGGCCAUAGAGCAGCACAGCAUGAGAAUAAGCUCUUCAGCCGACGCUGUCUGUGCCAUCGUGACGCCUGCACACUGGUCCACACGUGUGUGGAUGUAUGUUAAAUGUGUAAAUGUAGGAGCCCUGUGCCUUCUCCCUCCCCCCCAUACUAGCAACAUUCCCCAAAUGAGCACAUUCAUCAGGUUUGCGAGCCCUGCUGCAGCAACAGAGCUUGUCCGAACUCCUCUGCUACUUCCAUUGACUUGUGGAGCUGUUGUUCACAUGUAGAAUCCAGACCGUGUGCUUUCCUCGCUGCUGCCGUCAGGCAGGAGGGGCAGAACCCUCAGCCGAACACCACCAGGCUGAGUAACCCUUAUAUUCCAACAGGCAGCUGUUCUUGAACUGACCUGCCUCAGCAUUGCAGCAUUCGAGCUGCCGUGGACUUGUCUCCGAAUGUGUCUUUGUUUUGUUCCCACUAAGAUCUUGUUUUUGCAUGUUCAGUCAGUAUGGUAUAUUUUUAUGUAUAGUUUAUAUAUAAUUCAUGUUCUGUGUGUUCCUGUAGAGCUGCCGAAAGUGUUCUUCAAUGUACCAUUUCACCGUGCACUCAACGACAAACUUGACUCUGACCCACUUCUCCCUCCAUCUAGAAACUAGUUCUCCACCCCUCCCCUCGCUUUGAUGGAUUUCUGCCCUGGUACACUUGCUAUCCAACCCCAUUCUGAUCCCCAGUCCUAACCCCACUCCCUCACGGCAACACCCUGGCUCUGAUCCACUCCCCAUCCUUUUCAUACUCUGUCUUAAUUUGCUUCAUGUUUCCCUUCCUGCCUGUCCCCUGUCCAGCCCGCUGCCUCCGAGUUUAUCAAGCUGCCCUCUUUAGACUACAGUCUGUAACGUGCAGCGGAUUACCGAUGCAGUGUCCAUGCACCUUCCUGGUGCUGAGAAUGCUUGUUGCAGGUUGCACUCUGACAAGCUGCUGCGGGACUCUUAUUUUCAGCCAGUGUCUUCUCGUAACGACACGUCAAGGGCUGGACUUUGUGGUUGGCCCUGACAACCUCACCACCUCAGUGGGUCUGAAUGCCCAGAUGCGAUGUCAGUUGAAGGGUGUCUCCAGAUGGCCCAACAUCCAUUGGCUAAAAGAUGGCGAGCAGCUGUACAAUGCCGAUUUCACCAGCGUGCCCCUCGGCGAGGAUGAGGUGCUGAGUGUCAUCAGGUUGAGGGGAGUACAACAGACGGACGUGGGGUGGUACUGGUGCACGGCCGAUGUGAAAGGAGCUAACAUUAAUUCAAAGAAGGCCUUUUUAACAGUAGAAGGCUUGCCAUAUUUCACAAUCCAGCCGCAGGAUAUAUACGUAUUUAAAGAUGCACCCUUUAAUUUAACGUGUGCUGCGAAUGGUCGGCCAGAGCCAAUGGGGAUUUUAUGGAAGAACAGUGGGGUCUUAGUUGAAGAAAGAUGGAACGAAUCCUUUUCAAUACUCACUGUUAAAGGAAUUAAAAGCCAGACAACCUUCACAUGUGAAGCGCAUAACGCAAAGGGAGUUGCUGUCUCCAGGACAGCAAGCGCCUAUGUCAAAGUUUCUCCAGACAAGCCCAGCAAGCUGAGGAUCGAUAACCAGACCUCCAGCAGUGUCAGCAUCUCCUGGGCUGUCACCUUCGACGGCUUCUCAUCACUACACAACUGUACGGCUCAGGUUUUUGAUCCCAACAAGGUCAAUGCUAGUUCAAACACUAACAUAUCCUUUGAGGUGACUUUUCCUGUGCCGCCAUACAGCUGCACAAUCGGAGACCUGAGUCCAUUUGCGACCUGUGGCAUUCGGAUCUGCUGUAGCAACGAGGUUGGGCCUUCAGAGUUCAGCGAGUGGAUGCAGUUUCGGACGUCUGAAGGAGCCCCGAGCGCCUCACCAGGGAAUGUGACGUACUUCUACAAUGGCUCAUCGUUUGUGAUUCAGUGGGAUGAGAUAGCAGCAGGCGAUGUACAUGGCGUUCUUCUUGGAUAUGUGGUGGAAUGGAGCGGAAAGGAGGGAAAAAAGGUGAUCCCAGUGAACGCGGGAACCCAAGUUAUCCUACGCCGCUUCGAUCCAUCUGAGAAGCAUUCAUUUCGGGUGUGUGCACAGACUGCAGGUGGCAGGGGCCCGUGGAGUGAACCAGCGCUCUUCCUAGGCCAGGAGCAAGAGUCCAGGAAUCGAAGGACACGGAUCUCAUGGGCACCUUUGAUCAUUGGCAUCCUGUGCGCAGUCAUAACUUUAAUCAGUGUGCUGCUUGUUGUCUACCACAUCCGGAAAAAGGAGCUGCAGUUUGGAGCUGCCUUUGCUCCUGUCCCUGCAUCCAAUGGAGUGGGCCAGGUGGUACAGUACCGGGCAGGACGGAGCUACAACCGCAGGGGAGCGAUGCGCAUCGAGGCCACAUUUGACACUUUGGAAAUUAGUGAUGCUUUGAAGCAGAAGCUAGAAGACAUCUUCAUCCACGAGAAGCACCUUGAACUGGGUCGGACGCUGGGAAGAGGGGAGUUUGGCUCGGUGAAGGAGGCGUAUUUGAAGAUGGAGGAUGGGUCCACUCAAAAGUUGGCCGUGAAAAUGCUGAAAACUGAAAUCUGUGCACCCGGAGACAAUGAGGAGUUCUUGCGAGAGGCAGCCUGCAUGAAGGAAUUCAACCACCCAAACAUCAUUAAGAUUAUUGGAGUGAGUCUCCAGAGUCGACCUCACCGGAGACUUCCUGUUCCCAUGGUCCUGCUGCCAUUCAUGAAGCAUGGAGACCUUCACACCUACCUUGUCCUGUCCAGGCUGGGAGACCAACCCGUUGAGAUUCCUUUUCAAAAGCUGUUGAAUUUUAUGAUUGACAUUGCCAAGGGGAUGGAAUACCUGAGCAGCAAGAACUUCAUCCACAGGGACCUGGCUGCUCGCAACUGCAUGUUGGACGAAGACAUGCGUGUGUGUGUGGCCGACUUUGGCUUAUCUCGGAAGCUGUACAGUGGAGAUUACUAUAGACAAGGGAGCAUGAGCAAGCUGCCUGUCAAAUGGAUUGCACUGGAGAGUUUGGCAGAUAAUGUUUACACGGUUUACAGUGACGUGUGGUCAUUCGGGGUGACCAUGUGGGAAAUAGCAUCAAGAGGUCAAACUCCCUACCCAGGGGUUGAGAAUGCUGAGCUCUAUGACUACCUCAUAUCUGGGCAGAGAUUGAAGCAACCCCCAAACUGCACCGAUAAGUUGUAUGACCUGAUGUGCAGCUGCUGGCAUGCUGAACCCAAGCACAGGCCUACGUUUGAGUCUUUGAAAGUGACACUGGAAAACAUCUUCCAGGGCCUUUCUCCAGUCGCAGAGCCGCACCAGCAUUUCUACAUGAACCUACAGAGUGGAGCAGGCGCUUCCGAGUGCAAUCCUGAUCGCAGUACGGUCUGCUGGCAAGUGGACCAACCAAGUCUGGACAAUGUGGAAGCCCCAGCUAUUUCAGACACUGCCGACUACCGUUAUGUGACAGCUCCAAUGAGUUUGGUGGAAGACACAGAGGACAACACAGCAAGUGAGGCAGAGGACUAUUUACAGGAUGGACAAGUGGAAGGGGAAAUCAUUAUCUGUCUUUGACAGCUGGAAAUCUGGGCCUAAUUAAUGAGCAGUGGGAUAAUAAAAUAAACUGAGACCAAACCCAUCAGCUGUGCCUUGAUACGACACACGGACUGAACUCCUGGAGCAAUGAUUCAAAUCUAAAAUGACUUUCACGAUUCCAUUGUCAAUUGAAAUGAUCAGUUUAUUGAACAUGGAAUAUUACUUACUGCAUAGUUUUCAUUGCACAGUUUUUUUAAUUUGAAUUAAAAGUGUUUUUUUAAAAAAUGUCUGUUCUCUUUGGGUGGUUGAUUGAAGCUGUAAUGAUUUUAGCUCUCGAGUUAAACCCUCAUAUAAUUGGGUAUCUAAAAUAUGGCCUUGUAUCUAUUCUCUCUCUCUCUGCUGCCCACUACGCCACUGGUGUUUAGGGCAGCAAUGAAUGUCUUCCAUCUUUGGCAGUGUUCAGGGCUUCUUUCAUGUCAGCAGCUCAGUUUUCACGACUGUCGGUCAUGCAGAGACUCGGGAAUAUCCUCACACUCAGAUGUUGAAGGAUUCUUCAUUGCUGUUUCUGUAAUAGUUUUGUUUGACCAAUCAGGGUUGUUAGUCCUGAGUUGGAAUGGUGGUCUCUACCCUUUGACCUGUUUGGCAUGGGUGACUCUACCAAGAGCCAAAACACAAAGCUCUGACUCCAGCCAACAUUGAGGCAGGCAAGCCUCCAAACCCUACGGCAGGGUUGUGGUCCUCUUGGAGGGGCUUUGUAUCUGCCUCACUCAUUACACCAGUAUGGCAGCCAAGGGAUCCAGACUGUGAGCUGGUGUAUGGCCAGAGCCACGUUUUAGUUGGAUAAAGCUUUAGCUCAACUACACUUGCAGUAUUGUGUGCAGCUCAGGUCACCCUGUUAUAGGAAGGAUGUGGCGGCUUCGGAGAGGCCACAGAGCAGGUUCACUUGGAUAUUGCAGGGAUUAAAAGGUAUGAGCUAUACCAAAGAGGUCAGGCAGACUUGCUUGGAUUAUUUUCUCUGGAGCAUCAGAAGAACUGAUAUAAGUUUAUUAAACAAUGAGAGGUGGAGACAGGGUAGAAAGAGUCUUCUUCCCCCCCCCCCCCGGAGAAGAAAUAUCAAAUACCAGCGAGCAGAACUUUAAGGGCAGGGCUUUUCAACCUGGGGUCUGCGGCCCCCUUUCUUAAUGGUUUUGGGAACCCCUGCUUUAAGGUGAGAGAGAUGAAGUUUAAAGAGGAUGUUUAGGGCAAGUUUAUUUUAACACAGAGUGUCAGUUGCCUGGGAUGAGUUGUGGUGGAGGCAGAUAUGAUAGUGGUGUUGAGGAGGUUUUUGGAAUAUACAGAGAAUGAAGUGAUAUGGAUGAUCUACAGGCAGGUGUUAUUUGGCAUCAUACUCCACACAGGCAUCGUGGGCUGAGGGGCCUGUUCUAUGCUGUGCUGUUCUAUGUUCCGGAGAAUUUAUUAACCUAUCGUGUAAUGUACCAUAAAUGAAAUGUUUUGGUUAGGGUUAUUGUAUAACAACUACUAAUCCACAAUAUCUGCAGAUCCAGAAUUAUACUCGACGGGUUGAGACAUACGGCAGCUGAUCAGAAAGAGCACUGAGGGAAGGAUUGCAGGAGGAAGACGAGCAGCUACAGAUUGCUUUGAUGUGGUGGACUGGUCCAUGUUUGAGGACAUCACAGUUGUCACAGACUUUAUAAAGUCAGUCAUAGACAAGUAUGCCCCCACAAAAUCAUUUUGAAUCUUUCCCCAACCAAAACCCCUGGAUGAACCAAGAGGUCCACAAUCUGCUGGGGGCUAGAUCACUGGAAUUCACGUCUGGUGACCAACUAAAAUACAAGCGGUCCAGGUACCACCUUCGAAAGCCGUGUCCAAACUGUGAUCACAGAAGGAUGCUCGACAGCUGUGGCAGGACUCGAAAAACCAUCUCCCAGAUGAGCUCACUUUGACCGAUAAAACAUGGAGGCACUUUCACAAAUUCCCAAAGCCCCAAUGACCCUGUGAUUCUGUAGGGUAAUGGAUGACAGAUGACACAUCUUGUUCAGAAUAGAAACUGUUCUACAUAAUUCACAAACACAACCAUUGAGUUGCUAUGUUCACUUUAAGAGACAAUGUCUGACGUAAUGACAUCAGUGUAAGGUGGCUGCUUUUGGUUUGUUCAUAAUGGAAGUAAAGGGGCUGUGGCUUUUGUUAAGCACAAAAACAUGACUCCCG
Messenger RNA from Hypanus sabinus (Atlantic stingray), 6778 nucleotides. It is a transcript of the gene tyro3, whose product is annotated as TYRO3 protein tyrosine kinase. NCBI's taxonomy places the organism in Eukaryota, Metazoa, Chordata, Chondrichthyes, Myliobatiformes, Dasyatidae. The record is from RefSeq and is a predicted model, not a curated record. Gene Ontology annotation, cellular component: signaling receptor complex. Gene Ontology annotation, molecular function: ATP binding; transmembrane receptor protein tyrosine kinase activity; protein binding. Gene Ontology annotation, biological process: nervous system development; cell migration; cell surface receptor protein tyrosine kinase signaling pathway. The transcript is spliced from 19 exons. The coding region runs from base 1844 to 4609 and encodes 921 amino acids.